Molecule: messenger RNA, 2853 nt
Organism: Linum trigynum
Lineage: Eukaryota; Viridiplantae; Streptophyta; Magnoliopsida; Malpighiales; Linaceae
Source: the annotation of a GenBank genome assembly
CAUAACAAUUUAAACCGGUUUAACCAUUUACCUCAUUGCCUCUCAAACUUUUUUAACUCACCUACUACUCCGAUGUUAAAACUCAUCAUCACCUCACGCACCCCCACGCGCGUAUGCUCAAGAACAAGUCCUCCUUCCUUUUCCUUCUCAUCUCUCGUCGUAUACCGAAUCCUUCUCCCCUUCUUCUCGGCUUCCGAUUUCCCUCCUUCCCCCCGAUUGCUUGCUUUCUCCAGCUACUGCAAUCACAGAGGUACGAGUUCCCUUCUACUCUCUCUCUCUCUCUCUCUAUCCUUCCUCGAUUGCUUUGAUUUCUCGCGGCAGACUCAAUUUCCAGUUCGUUCGUUUUCUUCAUUUGUUUUUUUUUUUUUUUGCUGAUAUGGAGCUGGUGCUUGCUCCGAUUGGGUCUCUCGUCUCCUUCAUUCUAAUUGACUGAGAUUGCUUUACUCGGUUUGGUUAUGGCGGAAUCUUCGAUCACCUUCCUUCGAUUUUGCUUCUGAUUUCGCUGGGAAUUGGGGGACGGCGGUUGAUUGUCAAUUGGGUAUAUACUUUUCAAACGGCUUACCUGGGUACACCCCUCUUUAAAAAAGGAAAAAGAAAAGUAAAACGGCAUAUUCCUCUUUGUAGUCACAGUUUUAUGCUUUGUUUUUUCCCCAGUACAGUUCCGUCUUAAAGCUAGGAACUUGAUAAGCAAUUUGUCCUCAAUUUCUGUACGGUAAGUGGGUGGCCAGGAAAUGAAUGAUCUUGCAAAGAGAUGGCAAACUUCUGGCCUCUGGGUCUGGAUUGCGCUUGGGAUAGAUUGAUUGCUGUUGACAUCUUCACUUGACUUGUUUUCGUAGCCUGUGGUUAUGACCAAUGGAUAUUUAUCUGUUGUAACUACAAGUGAUCUUUUUUAUUUGGUGCUUGCAGUUCUCCGCUGAUGGGUGUCUGCUCCAAGUUCAGGGAUAUACUUGGCUUCGUCCUGAUCUAAAGGGACAGAUUAGUUGCACCCUUUUGGUGGAUUCUCAUAGUUUUGAGUAGCAGGGUGACAUCUGAAGUGAGAAGUGGAAGACGAGGGACUAUACUGGCCAUACCCUUUGUAGAUUGUCACUAUGGCAAUUCAACACUAUUUUCGCAAAGGGUUCACUGCUAAAAGUUUUCACAUGGAAGAGAUUGAGUUAGAUACUGACUGGGAAGAAGUAGUCUGUCCAAUUUGCUUGGAUUUCCCGCACAACUCUGUGCUCCUUCAAUGUUCGUCGUACCACAAGGGUUGCAGGCCCUUUGUAUGUGACACUGACCACUUGCAUUCGAAUUGUUUGGACCGUUUCAAGAGUGCAUGCGGCAUGUCACCUCCUUCGGCUGACUCUGACAAGCCAUCAUCGGAAGCAGACGAAGAUGUCAAACUGGCUUGUCCCUUGUGUAGAGGGGAAGUUACUGGCUGGAUUGUCGUUCAGGAAGCUCGGUUGCUUUUGGAUGAGAAGAAGCGGUGUUGUGAAGAACACCGAUGUGGAUUUACAGGUGCGUACUUGGAACUUCAGCAGCAUGCCAAACUAGAGCAUCCUCAUGCUCGUCCUUCUAAAAUUGACCCUGCACGCCAGCUUGACUGGGAGAAUUUCCAGCAGUCGUCUGAGAUAAUAGAUGUUCUGAGUACAAUACAUUCAGAAGUGCCACGUGGAGUGGUUUUGGGAGACUAUGUGAUCGAGUACGGGAAUGAUGACAAUACUGGAGAUGAGUUUGAUGACUUUCAUGUGGAUGAAGGUAACUGGUGGACUUCCUGCAUCUUCUAUAAGGUGUUUGAUAAUUUUAGAAACUCGAGGAAUAGAAGAAGGGCGAGACUAGCUGAUACCAGAAGGGGGAGCCGACGAUCGAGUUAUGACACUUCGAACUCGGAUGAGGGCUCUGUUGCAUCCGUUGACUUUGCAGAGUAUAGAUUAGAUGAGAUGGAUGAUGAAUUUCCAAGUGCAAGCAGGGGCCAUUCUAUUCAUCGCAGUUCUCGCAGGCGCCGUUCUCGGUUCUAUGAUAACUAGGCACGAAUAAUGGCAGGCUUGUAGGUACGGCACUUAUACUGGGUCCAUACAUCUUGUUUGGCACCUCAGUUCACCUCUCACUCUGAUGCCUGACUCGGUGCACUGACAAAACUGAAACAAGUCAAAGAAGGAUGACAAUGUUAAGUGCGGCUGGUUCUGUUAGUGUUCAGAUAGCAUUUUUGGAAAAAGAAUGCUGCUUACAGUGCUGCAUCUUUGUUGCUUUAGUUAGCUGGGUUGCUGUUUAAAGAAAUGGUCCAGAUAUGGCGUUAGGACGAUUCAGGUAGUUGUAAUGUGGAUAUGAUGGUGGCUAGAUUUGUUUCCCGUUUCUUGCUGUUGUGGUUUGUCAGUGGAACUUUUGGUUUUGGAAGGAUGAAUGGGGUUUUGCUUCAUGUGAUUAGAUUUUUUUCUUCUUCUUUUGUUUCUUUUCCCCUUCAUUUCCACUCAUAGUCUGUUUUCCUGCUAUCAGUUUGAGUAUAUGCUUGAAAGUCACACACUGACUUGUAUAAAAUUGUAGUUUCUCCUGUAUUCAAUGUUUCCACUCUGCCCAGUAGGCUUAUAAGCUUGCAUUUUUGCAAUCUGAACUCAAGUUCUUCAGGCCAAAAAGGGUCGUAAUAGUAACGAGGAUCUCAAUGCUUGGUUGUCAUAGAAACAUCGUUCGCCUCAAUAACAUGGCCAUAGCAUGGCCAUGUAACGGAAAUAGCAGCUAGGGAAAUUAACUGUCGAUUAAACAAAAUCUAGCACACCGGCUCUUUACCAAGGGCAAAUCCAAUUCAUGUUAAAAGAACAUUGGUACCGAAACAUUACUGAUGUUUAGGGUUUUAGUAGGACACAAUAAAACCAGUACAUAUAG